Messenger RNA from Manihot esculenta (cassava), 2058 nucleotides. RefSeq lists its product as uncharacterized. The transcript is spliced from 5 exons. NCBI's taxonomy places the organism in Eukaryota, Viridiplantae, Streptophyta, Magnoliopsida, Malpighiales, Euphorbiaceae. The record is from RefSeq and is a predicted model, not a curated record. The coding region runs from base 400 to 1812 and encodes 470 amino acids.
CUUGCCAAUUCGGAAACGUGGAAUCCUGCAGAAUGCCCACUCGUUCGUCCCUUUCAUAGUGGAAAGAUCCAAUACGGCUAUAACGCUAUCGCACGUUCACACCAAAGCUUCACUCUGCUAGGAGCCAAAGGAGAUCUCUUUUUGCCUGUUCUCUUCAUUUAUAUUCGAAAGCUUAAUUAGACGACGCGGGACUAAAGCUUGAAGCUUUCUUCUUCCAGCUGAAGGGGAAGCCCGAGAGGCGCAUAAUUUCCUCACUAGCCAGAGAAAAGGGGCUAUAGGAAGGCAAAACAAGCCCUUCCCAUAUAUGAUAUUGAACGGAUAAAGCUUCCAUCUUUGUUGGAUUGGAAAUUGGGCAUUCCAAAUUACGGAACAAAUCACUGGAGAAUCAUUUUUGGCGUCAUGGCAAGUCUUUUUCUAGGGAGCUUACGUUCCUUAUCCAUAUUGGUACUGGCAUUUCACACAUAUUAUUCACAAGCCUCACUGGAAAAUGGGGAUAGAAUAAAAUCUGCUACUUUUCUAUCCCCCAAAUUUGUGUUGGGACCAGGAUCAGUUGAGAACAGAUAUUAUCGAAAUAUUGAUUUCCCAAGAGGUCAUAUUGCUCUCAAGAGUUUUAAUGCUGAAGUAAUUGAUGAGGCUGGGAAUCCUGUCCCACUUCAUGAAACAUAUCUGCACCACUGGGUUGUUGCAAGAUACUAUCAACGUUUGGAUGUGGCGGAUACUGACAACAAUGAUGAGCUUCAAGUUCGCCAAUCAGAUCAUCUUUUUGCAGGGAACAGUGGGAUAUGCCAGGCCAAUGUUCUUAGACAGUAUUUUGGCCUUGGAUCUGAAACACGCAGAACAGCUACACAUGUUCCAGAUCCUUAUGGAAUAGAAAUUGGCAAUCCUGCUGAAAUUCCUGCAGGAUAUGAGGAGAGAUGGUUGAUUAAUGUGCAUGCAAUUGAUACUCGAGGUGCUGAAGAUAAGUUGGGAUGCACUGAAUGCAGGUGCGAUCUAUAUAAUAUCACAGUUGAUGAAUAUGGUCGUCCUUUGAGGCCAGAUUAUAAAGGAGGAUUAUACUGUUGCUACGACCACACACAAUGCAAAGUUAGACCAGGUUUUGAGGGGAUUAGGAGGAGCCUCUACCUGCGUUACACAGUGAAGUGGAUUGAUUGGGAUAGUUCCAUCAUCCCUGUGAAGAUCUUUAUAUUUGACGUCACUGAUACUGGGAAAAGGGUCAAUGGGUCUACAGGAAUGGAUCCAACGAGUGGUUGCCAGGUUGAAUAUGAGGUGGAGGCUUGCAGCACAACUGGUGUGACUAGUAAUGGGUGCAUUGAUGUCAGAAAAACAAGCCUAACCAUGCCAACUGGUGGGGAUGUCAUAUAUGGCGUUGCCCACCAGCAUACUGGGGGUGUUGGUUCAACUCUGUAUGGAGAGGAUGGACGUGUUAUAUGCACCUCAGUACCAACUUAUGGGGACGGAGCGGAGGCAGGAAACGAGGCAGGUUAUAUUGUAGGAAUGUCCACGUGUUAUCCUAAACCAGGUUCUGUGAAGAUAGCAAACGGGGAGAAUCUAAUUCUGGAAUCCAAGUACAGUAAUGCUCAAAAGCACACAGGAGUUAUGGGGCUUUUCUACAUUUUGGUUGCAGACCGUACACUAAAGCACACUACUUCCUUAGCUUCUCUUGUUCAUGUGCAUGAAAGCAUGGAACCGUCGAUACAAGCUUGGGAUAUAAUAGUUCUGUUGGGACUGACAAUAACCCUUGGUGUAGCUGCUGCUGUUCAUUCUUGGCUAAAGAAGGGAAACGCUGAUGGCUACCAACCAAUUCGGGUCUAGAGUUGUGCAGUUGGCUUAGAUAGAUAUUCACAUCAAUAAAAUUCUGAGAAUGAACUUCUAAUUCUCUUUAUAUAGCUGUACGGAUACUUAUGAUCUUCUUAGAGCAACUGGAAUUAAUCAUAUGGAAUGUAAUAUAUCUUGGCAGCAAAACUAUGUCCUCUGCUUUUGCUUAGUCCAAGUUUGUUUUCUUUUUAAUGUAAUAUUUUUAUUAUCUUGAUCAUAUUAAAUAAAUAAUGUUUUUUACCA